Messenger RNA from Yarrowia lipolytica CLIB122, 1053 nucleotides. RefSeq lists its product as uncharacterized. NCBI's taxonomy places the organism in Eukaryota, Fungi, Ascomycota, Dipodascomycetes, Dipodascales. The record is from RefSeq and is a predicted model, not a curated record.
AUGACUUCUUCUACUACCAACAGCCCCAGAGCCCACCCUCAGACUCGACAGACCACCAAACGAUCCAUUCAUGAUGCUGAUGGUGAAGAUGAGAGAGAUGUGAAGUUGCUAAAGUUCGACGAUUCCAGUGACUCAGAUUCUGAUAGCGCAUAUUUCAGUGCUGACGACAAAUUCGACUGUAGCUACUUCAUCGACAGCGAUUUCGCUCCCAGCGAAGACGAGAGCUCCUCUGUAUCAACCUUCCUUAACUCCAUUGAACGGGGAUCCAUCCCUUCCAGAUUCAGCUUCACUGGUCCGGUGCUGUCUAUUAUUCAGGAAGUUGCAGACGGCGCAUCCGACAGCGAUGUACCUGACAAGAAGCUCCUACAUCAACAGCUGGGGUUCGCAGAGAAGGCCAAAAAGCUCGGCUUUGGGGUGAUUGAGAAGAGCGAAAUCGACAACGUGAUCAAGGAGAGAAAGAGACUUAAGAGCGACAAGAAGGACUUGACACGAGUGAUCAGGAAGUUGGAAAACGAAAUCGAGAAGCUACAUGAUUCGAGCGAGAAACGGGACGCAGACAACACCAUGCUGAACCACAAGAACGGCACGCUGAAGGCUGAAAUUACUGACCUCAGAGACCAACUUCAGGAACUCCACACACAGAUUCAAACCCAGACUUUGACGACCAUCGAAGGUAAGGAGGACGAGGUGGCUCAGAAUCAAGAGAAGGAAUAUCAGGAGGACAUAACAGUCGUAGGAGAAGACGAAUUUUCUACGGACACCUCUCUGGACAUCACCAAGACUCCCACAAAGAUUAAUCUCAUUGCCUCCGUCAGUCUCAGCAGACACAUGGAGAUUCUUCAAGUCGUCAACCACCUCAAGAGCCUUUUGUCAGAACUGGCAGGAUAUAAGCAGUUAGUCCCAGCCAGCUCAGAGCUCGAAACGUACCUUCCCCAAGUCAACUCUCUCAGUGAACAGAUCCACACCUUGGCCAAUGCAAUGUUCGAGUUUGAACAGGAGGUUUCUGAAUCAGAGAAGCUUUUGAAGCAUGGAAGUGAGUGGAGUCACCACUAG